Neoarius graeffei (lesser salmon catfish) is the source of this 7622-nucleotide messenger RNA. It is a transcript of the gene fgl2b, whose product is annotated as fibrinogen-like 2b. The record is from RefSeq and is a predicted model, not a curated record. The transcript is spliced from 2 exons. Lineage: Eukaryota; Metazoa; Chordata; Actinopteri; Siluriformes; Ariidae. Bases 11 to 5389 code for a protein of 1792 amino acids.
ACAGGACACAAUGUGGCUGUCUAUGCUUUCUGUAUGGGGCAGCCUGCUAACCUUAGUGGCAUCUCAGAGCUGCCUGGAUGCAUCUGAGAACAGCGCUUCAUGGGUGAGGUUAAAACCUCUAGGGCAGUGCAAGGAUGGGGAAAGUACAUGCCCUUAUCGUAUCACUCUUCCUCCUCUUACUGUUCAGCUUCCCAAGCCCUUCAGGGAGUUGGAGAAGAUGGCCAGAGAACUACAAAGCCUGACACAGAUGGUGAACAAGCUCAAAGAGGACUGUCGUGUGUGUAAGGAGAGGCAGGGAAUGGACUGGAACGUACGGAAAGAUGAUGAAGGGGAGGAUGGAGAAAGGAUUCAAGCUUUUAGGGGUGCUCUCAAUACCAAAGAGAGAGAGCAAGACAUAGCCGAGAGGGAGAGUACAGUUCAAGUGACUACUCCAAGAUCUGCACUGGAAGACACUAUGAUCGUCAGCAGCAAUACAAAGGAUGUAAAACCAACAGUUUUCGGAAAACAAAGAAAUACUAAUCAGGAGAGGAAUGUAAACCCACGUACCACUAAACCAAGGGCUGAGACCAAGCAACGGCCAAAAGGAUCUAACCCUUUGCAAAAAAAUCAGAAAAGGGUAAGUUUGGGUAAGAUCGGAUACCCUGUGGUUACUGUCGUUACAGAGGGUGAUGAUGAUGUUGUAGAAACAACGCAACUGCAAACACCAAAAGAUGAUAAAGUACUGGGGAAAAAACGACUAAUGACUGGCACUGAUGCUCAAAACAACAGAGAACUUGAACCAAACAUGAAACAACUCACCAGAAAACAACAGGACAAAGAGGAUAAAAAAGAAGAAGCUGUUGACACUGGAUUAAAAGAAUCAAGAUCCAGUAUUACUGAAGACACUAACAAUGGCAAUGUUGCUAAAGAAGGUAGCAUCAGUGUAAUACAACAGCCAACUUUGAAAAACAAGGGAAAAAAGGAAAAGAAUAAUCACGGUGAUAGCUUUACCAAGCCGAAACCAUUAAAACCUGGAGGAUAUUCAGAGAGGGAUGCUGAAGUGAAUUCAAGAUCACUUAACACAGAUGACACAAUUAGAGGACAAAAGAAGUUAACGUCACCCAUCACAGGUAGCGCUAAUGCCUCAGUGAACGUAAGUCAAAUAAAUCCACAAACACUGGAAAUUAAAUCUAAAAAUGCAUUUAAAUCUGAUACAGAUGCAAAGAUGGACACUGGAAUCAAAUCAAAAUUUAACACAGCAGAGACAGGAAGUGGACAGGUGGCGUCAAGAUCACCCAUUUCUGGCACAACUUAUGGCACAGUUGAUGUAAGUCCAACAAAUCCACAAACACUAGACAGUAAAAGACAAUUAGCCACUGCCCCAGAUUCAGAGAGUGGCGCUGGAAUUAAUUCAAACCCAGCUGAGACAGUCAGUGGACUAAAGAAAUCAAGAUCACCCAUCUCAGACAGAACUAAUGCCACAGCUGAUGUCGAUCUAAUAAGUCCAAAAAGAGAGAGCAGUAACUCUCAAACCUCAUCAAAAUCUAGCAAAAAUGCAGAGCUUAACACUGGAAUGGAUUCAAAUCCUGUUAACAAAACUGAGACAGUACAUGGACAUGAGACGUCAAGAUCACCCAUUUCUGGCAUAACUGAUGGCAUAGUUGAUGUACAUCCAACAAAUCCACAAAUACUAGACAGUAAAAACCAAUUCACUACUGGAACAGAUUCAGAGAGGGAUGCUGUAAUGGAUUCAAACCCAGUUGAUAAUGUCGAUACAAUCAAUGGACUGAAGAAUUCAAGAUCACCCAUCUCAGGCAGACCUGAUGCCACAGGUGAUAUGGAUCUAAUGAAUCCGAACAAACAGAGCAGUAACUCUCAAACUGCAGUAAAAUCUAGCAAAGAGAGCAAUAUUGGAAUGAAUUUAAAUCCAAUCAACAGACUAAAGAAUUCAAGAUCAACAAUCUCAGGCAGUACUGAUGGCACGGUUGAUGCAAGUCCAACAAAUCCACAAAUAGUACAAAGUAAAAACCAGCUCGAAGCUAGCACAGAUUCAGGGACUGAUGCUAGAGUGGGUUCAAAUCCAGUAAAUAACGUUGAGACAAUCAGUGAAGAACAGACAUCAAGAUCACCCAUUUCUGGCAUAACUGAUGGCAUUGCUGAUGCAAGUCCAACAGAUCUACAAAUACUAGAUGGUAAAAACCAGUUCAGAACUGGUACAGAGUCAGAGAGUGAUGCUGUAAAGGAUCCAAACCCAGUCAUUGCUACAGUUACUGAACAAAUGAAUUCAAGAUCAUCCAUUUCAGAUAGAGCUAAUUACACAGCUGAUCUAGAUCUAAUUAAUCCACUAUCACUGAACUCUCAAAACCCUUUCACACAUGGCAGAGAUGUAAAGAGUAACACUGGAAUGGAUUCACAUCCAUUUAAUACAUCUGAGACAGUCAGUCGACGCCAAACGCCAAACUCACCCAUCUCAGACAGAACCGAUACAGAUGAAGUAAAUCAAGCAUAUCCAGGAACACUGGAUGGUACCUUUAAAAACCCAUUCAAACCUAUGAUUAAUAAGGAGAGGAAAGCUGAAAAAGAUUCAAACCCACUUAACAAAGUUGAGACAAACGGUCCACUAGAAAUGCCACAAUUAACAGUCAAAGGCAGAGCUGAUGCUACAGUGAAUGUAAAUCCACAAAUAGUAUACAGUAACUCUGAAAAUGCCACAGUGGUGUCAACUCCAGUUAACAAGGUUGAGAUAGCCAGUCAUCUAGAAACACCAAAAACGCCCAUCUCAGACAGAGAUCAUGCUGCAGCUGAUCAAAUAAAUCCACAAGCAAUGGACUCCAAAAAACGAUUGAAACCUGGUACAAUUUCUGAAAGGAAGGCUGGAAUGUAUCCAAAGCGACAUAACACAACUGAUACUGGAAGCCAACGAGAGACAUCAGAAUCACCUGUAUCUGAUUCCAGACUUGAUGUAAGUGAUACGAAUCCCAGUCUGAAUAGUAAUGAUGACCUACCCAAAAGACGGUUUCUGCCAAAAUCAAAACUUAACAUGACACAACCAAGGAAUGGACAGAUUAACCCCAUGAGUAUAGACACGAAAAGAAAAAAGGCACUAAUGAGCAACAAAACUACAUCAUUGAGAAGUGAUGCGAUUACAAGCGGCAGGCACCCGCCCACUGGACUUGUUUCUAGGAAGUUAGCGAAGCAGCAAGAAAUCAAAAACCAACCAGAAAGAACCAGCCCAACCUCUGGACUAAGUCUAUAUAAGGAUCGUAGCCAUAAAAAACCGUAUGUUUUGCAAAAAAAGCCAUAUAUUUUACGAGGAAAUCCAGUAAAUGAAACUGAAGCAUCUGGCCCAGGAGGGACAGCAAACAAAAGUGGAGUGAUUGAUUAUACAAUGAGCAAAGAAACAACACAUGUUGAUUCUAAAACUGUAUCCAGCCCUAAUAAUGAGCUAAAUAGCACAGCCUAUGACACGAGUCAAUCAGUCAUGCCUACUUUGGCAACACAGGAUAUUGUGGAUCAAGCUCAAUUAAAAAGAGCAAAAACUGCCCCUACCGUUGAAGUAUUGCACAAAAUAAUUAAUCACCAAACGGAAAGUACCUCUGAAAUUACUGUGAUCAAACCAAGACUUGCAAAACCUGGUAGUAGUUCAGGACAGGAUCUGGUCUUGGACACAGUAAAUAAUAUUGGAAGGGACUCACAACCUCCUGUUGUGGCAGAGACAAAAGGCACUGGUAGAAGAACAGGACAAACCAAAGUCAAAACUAGCGGUGUAGAUUCCAACCAGGAAAACCAUAAGAAACCCCUUAGAGUAGGAAGAAUUCAAAAUAUUGGUGGAAAGAUGCCUCUAGUUGUGGUAAGCAGUGAGAAGAAUGAGUUAAACUAUCCAACUACUGCAGCCACCCCAUACACGAUAAAAACAGAGUUUAAGGACAAAUAUAGCAAAAUGUCUCAGUUUACGCCUACUAUAACACCACCACAUUUCAUGGAUCAAGAUCAUGCCAAACAAGCCAAAACCACUUCUGGAGCAAAAGUGUCAAAUCAGAAUGUUCAUCACAGACUCAAAAACUCCAGCCAGGAAAUGGAGCCCAAAAGGUCUCAUAGUGACACUGGAAACAAAAAGUUGCAGAAUGCAAGCAAUGGUCAAGAGUCCAAUGUGGUGACAGAUUUUCAACCCAGCUCUUUGGACAGCAUUCAAAACAGAACAACUGGCUCAAUGGCUAUCAUUAUGGACAAAGUCAAGGCCAGUACAGUCUCAAAGGUGUCAACCAUGUCUAAAGAAAGCACAAAUGAAAACAGAGCAAAAGACUCAAACCCUGUUGUUAUAGACAAGCUUGAGGCUAGUACAGAGGCAAAUUGGGUAACCCCAGCCUCAGACAAUGCUCCUUUCAAAGAUCAUAGAUAUAGCAAAACUCCAAUAGGAUCUGAUGACUCAGUAGAGCGCAAUAAUGGAGGACAUCCAAUAGAUUACAAUAAUGGGAACUUUAACCCAGUUGCUGUCAACAGAAUGACUGGGGCAACCUUACACAAAAUCCCAGCUGGGCACACCAACAAUGAAGAUAACAAGAAACCACUCACUAUUAGCAACAUGGACGAUAGACAAGCUUUAGAGAAGCAGCUGCUCAGCAACUGUCAUGGUCCAUGUGAUCUCGGUCCAACUCUUCAGUCAGCGCUCAACAGCCGUGAAUCAUCAGACAACAAAAGAGAUAACCCCCCCCGAGACUGUUCUGACUUCAUCUUGAGAAACCCAACAAGUGGCAUCUACAAUGUGACACCAACUGCAUCAGACAACAGGACUUUCCCUGUCUUCUGUGACAUGAAGUCCUCUGGUGGAGGUUGGACAUUAAUUCAGCAUCGCUUCGAUGGAAGCAUCAGCUUCAAUCGUACCUGGAACGACUAUAAGAAGGGUUUCGGUAAUUUAUCGGGUGAGUUCUGGCUAGGUAAUGACAAGAUCCAUUGGCUGACAACAACAAAAGCCAUGGUACUACGCAUUGAACUUGAGGAUCUAGAUGGAACGAAGGAAUAUGCCCAGUACGACCACUUUCAUGUGGCUAACGAAAGCCAAUUCUACAGGCUGACGAUAGACGGAUAUUCAGGCACAGCUGGAAAUGCUAUGCAGUACAGCAAGAAGUUCAACCACAACCAAAAGAACUUCACCACCCCAGAUAGGGACAAUGAUCAGUAUGCAUCAGGAAACUGUGGAACCUACUACAGCUCUGGAUGGUGGUUUGAUGCAUGCUUCGCUGCAAACCUGAACGGGAAGUAUUAUCAGACAAAAUAUAGAGGAGUGCGAAACGGCAUCUUCUGGGGCACCUGGCAUAAUAUUACCACUGAAUCCUACCUAACCCAUGACCGACAAUCUUUUAAGACUGUUAGAAUGAUGAUCAGACCCAGGACAGGGUUUCUGAUGGACUAGUUGUUGUUGAUAGAGAAAAUUCCAAGGACAGCUGUUUAGCUGCCACUUUGAGAAAGAAGUUGUACAUACACUAAAUCUGCUUGGACAAGUUCUGGGGAAAAUCCCUUUUCCCUUUUAGCGAACUGUUAUGCGCAAUUAUAAUACUACCCGAGUCAGUAUAGUCCCAGGACAUUAGGACUUUGCUAGUGUUAAGACAUGUUUAUUUCUGGUUAACAAUUUGGUCCAUUUACACUCUAUGAUGCAGAGAGGCAGGUCGGACUCAGAAUAAAUAUUUAUGAAGGUGACUUAUACAAAGUCCUUAUUUUUAAAAUGAUCUUUGGUGAAGUAAAAGGAUGGAAGCCAGGAGUAAAGCACAAGACAGUAAAGGUGAGGUGCUUGGGUGAACAAGAUAGAAACUGGACCGUGUUCAAAGGGAAAUCUUAUCUAAACGAUGAAGUGGUUUUACUUUACAACAAAACCUUCCUUCUAUUUGGAAUAAUUACAUGCUGUGGAAUGUGGGAAUAAAAGGGUUUUUAUAUGCACUAAUGUUUAAUGGAGGGUGAAAAAUAUAACCAUACAGGACACAGAGCUGGAUGAUCCUAAUGUUUUUACCAGUAUAAAACUGAACACAUUUCACCGUUUUGCUUUUAAUACAUAGCUAUUCACACACACACACACACCCAUCCGCCUGCUGUUUUAUGCAGUUCUCUAAUCAGCCGAUCCCUUGACAGCAGCAUGAUUCAUCAAGUCAUGCAGAUCCAAAUCAAGAGCUUCGGUUAAUGUUCAUUUCAAACAUCAGAAUGGAAAAAACUGUGAUCUCAAAGUUUGACUUUCUUUCACUGUGGCGUGGGUGUUGGUUUGAGCCAGAUGGACGGGUUUGAGUAUUUCAGAAACUGCUGAUCUACUGGGGUUUUCACACACAACAGUCUCUAGAGUUUACACAGAAUGGUGCGAAAAACAAAAAACAUUGAGCGAGGGACAGUUCUGUGGGUGGAAAUAAACGCCUUGUUGAUAAGAGAGGUUGGUUCGAGCUGCCAGGAAGGAUAUAGUAACUCAAAGCAACUCUCAGAACCGUGGUGAGCAGAAAAGCAUCUCAGCAUGCAACAGCAGAAGAGCACAUUGGGUUCCACUCCUACAGCCAAGAACAGGAAUCUUAGAAUCAAGAACAAGUUCCUAUUAAAGUGACUGGUGAGUGAGUGUGUGUCUAAUAUAUAUAUAUUCCACUGUAUGGACAAAAAAGCUUAUCAUUUUUUAAGACAAUGCUUAAAAAUACAAGAAUCUGUUGAAGAGCAUGAACAGUGUUGUAUGAAUGAACUCAUGCUGUUUAUAUACAAUAAUUCAUACAAUUACUACAUUAUGUUUAAUACUGUAUGAUGAUUUUGCUCCAUCACAGUGUAUACCAGCUCUAUAUUUACAUUUUAUGGUUUUUACUCAGUUUCUGCACUCAUAUUUCUACUAAGCUAACCACUGGACCACAGCGAACUGGUAAUUAUGUAAUGAAUUAAACACAUUUUUAUAAAUACCUGCAAACAUUCAAGGUUUCUAUGACUACAUCAGGGAUGGUAAAAUGUACAACAAAGUCAAUUCAAAUUAAAAAAAAAUUCAACAUACCAAUAAUAAGCCAUAGUAUGUUUCUGUUAUCCUGAACAGGACUCUUCUGAUGUAGCCUCACAUUUUUCUUAAUACUGGGUAAAAUCCAGAUUUUUAAUUGCAAAGAUUUUUAAAGGAGACAGAAACACUCCUGAGACAUUCCCGCCCAGGUAAACGUGAUGGUAUCACAUAGUUUUGACACAUUUAGGCCAUAAAUCUGACGUUCCACUGCAUCCCGAAGGUUCUCUAUUAGACCUGGUGACUGGAGAAGAAGCAACUGGAGUUCACUGAUAUACUGUCAUGCACGUUAAACCGGUUUGAGAGGGUGUGUGCAACAUUUUCCCCAACAUAGUUUAUGUGCGUUUUUCAUCUCAUCAUUAUCUCAUUAUCUCAAGCCGCUUUAUCCUUCUACAGGGUCGCAGGCAAGCUGGAGCCUAUCCCAGCUGACUACGGGCGAAAGGCACCCUGGACAAGUCGCCAGGUCAUCACAGGGCUGACACAUAGACACAGACAACCAUUCACACUCACAUUCACACCUACGGUCAAUUUAGAGUCACCAGUUAACCUAAGCUGCAUGUCUUUGGACUGUGGGGGAAACCGGAGCACCCGGAGGAAACCCACGCGGACACGGGGAGAACAUGCAAACUCCACACAGAAAGGCCCU